AUAAAAACAAAUUAAGAUUAUUAAAAUUACAGACAGUUUUGAUUACAUUUCGUAAAUCAAGAUAAAUAUCAAAACUAUUUUUGCUGUGUUUUGCCGGGAAUUAUUUGUUAAUAUGAAAACAAUAAAUACUGCUUAUGCAGUCUUCAGUUGCUGUACUUUAAAAGAUAAUGGAGUUAUUGCCUGGAGUAAAGAUAUUGACAAAUUGGUGAAAAUUAAAGGCUAAAUAAUGACAAAACGCAUUCAAAUGGACCGUAGAAAUAUGUCACAAGUUGGACAGUGUUGUCCUGCUUGCUCUAAAAACGGCAAAUCUCACUUCUUAAUUCCAAAAAAUAUUUUAAGAUGUGAGAAUAACGAAUGUUUUUACGUUACGGAAGCUAACGUUCAUGUUUCUAAUACUGUAAAUUUGCCUGGUGCAGUAGCUUCAAGGGAUGACCAGUCAAUAAACAACCAUACAAAGUAUGUACUUUUGAACAGCAAUCAUAAAUUAAAUCCAAACAAUUUGUUGACUCCUCUUAAAGAAAUUCAAGAUGACUUCAAGCCUAAUAUGGACAUAAAACUAAUUCCAAAUAAUUAUUUUAAUGAGCAAUAUUUCAAUUUCAAAGAUCAAUAUGAUAGUGAAAUAAAUAUUGCAGCUCAUGCUUUAAAAAAUGAAAUUUUUUUUGUUAAUGCUUGCAUAAGUCAAGCUGGUGAUAUCUGUCCAAAAUGUUAUAGAGAAGGACGCACGAAUAAGUUAUGUAUUUUUUAUAUAGAAACCAAUUUUGCAAUCCUGAGAUGUGAAGACAUUAAUUGCCUAUAUCCAUUAUUUGCCGAAGCUGCUAUAAAAAAUCAAAAUGAUAAAAGUUUAAACGCUAUGAACUCAAACAACAAUGCGGAAUAUCCAAAAAUAAAAAAAUUUCAACUGAAAACUUGUAGUGAAGUUAGUCUGGUAAGCAAAAUCAUGAAAUCAAAACGAAAUUUUAUUUUUCCCGCCAACAAUAAUUUUUCAAGCGCUUUGCCAUUAGAUAAAGAAGGAAAACGUGUAGUCAAGUUUUCAAUAACGGUGCGAGCAUCUGUCAGUGGUAUCUUUUCUAAUGGUAAAACGAAUAUUAACAUGGAAACUGAAGAUUUAAAAACAAAUGACGCUCAUGCUAAAUAUUUAAAUAACUUACGUAUGUCGGUGAUUGGUGACAAGUUGGAAAUUACACAAAAAAAUUUAAAUGAAGAUUCAAGAGUCUUUCCAACAAGCAAUCACGAGAAUAAUGUUAAUUUUAUGGAAUCAAACUUAGUUCCAAACUCAUUAAAACUUACGAGAACAGCAAAAUCCAGUCUCUUAUCACCUAAGUCAUGCUCAGUUUACACGAAUACGAGUUCAGAAAAUCAAGUUGUAGAUUCCAGACAAAUUUCGAAAACUAACAAUAUUAAGUCUUUCAAUUCAAACAGUUCAUCAGUAAUAUCUGGUAUCAAUCAUAACUGUAAUAAGAAUAAAGAAAUUAAGGCAAACCUUAACAUUUCUAAUGAACGUCCAGUGUUUUCUAUUUCAAAUAUUAACUCCAAUUAUGACACUGUAACUAGAACAGCUAAUGAUUUUUCGAAGUUAACAAAUCAAUCAACACAUAAAGCAAAACACUUGAAAAGGUCACGUGAAGAAUCCGAAAGCGAAAUAUCCAACAAAAAAUAUAAGAAAGAUGUAAGACAUAACUUUCAUGGAAGUAAUGCAAUUAAGGCGAACCCCAAUAUUCACGAGCCGUCAGUGUUUUCUGUAUCAAAUAUAAACCCUAAUUAUGAGUCUGUAUCUAGAACAGUUAAUGAGUUCACAGAGUUGAUAUGUCAAUGGAUAAAAACAGCAAAUCACUUGAAAGGAUCACCUACAAAAUCUGAAGGUGACAUCUCCGGUGGAGAAAACGAAAUACGGAUGAUGGAGUCACUGAGCCUACCUGUAAUAUCUGAUAAAAGUCAUGACUUUAACGGAAUAUAUGAAACAAGGUUUUCUGUAUCAAAUGAAAACACUGAUGAUCCUGUUGUUGUAAAGGCUAGUAGUUAUUCUGAAUCGAUAGAUCAACGAAGGAAACCAGUAGCACACUCAAAGAGGCCUUUUAAAAAACGCAGAAGUCAAUCCGUUUGUGGAGAAAAUGAAAUUCGCAAGAUAAAAUCAUCUAACCUACCUGAUUUAUUUGAUAACAAUUAUGGAUUUAAAGGAAGAGACGAAAUUGCUGUACAAUUAAAAACGUGUGAUGCGCAGCAAAGGGUUUCUGUAUCAAGUAAAAAAACUGAUCCCAUGGCUACAAAGCCUAAUGGUUAUUCUGAAUCGAUAGAUCAACAGAUGAAACCAUCAACACACUCGAAAUGGUCACGUACAAAAUCUAAAAGUGACACCUCCGGUGAAGAAAAUGGAAUACGAAUGACGGAGUCACUGAGUCUACCUAUAAUAUCUGAUGAAAGUCAUGACUUUAACGAAAUAUAUGAAACAAGGUUGCAAUCAAAAAUUCGUGAUAACCAUCCAGGGUUUUCUACAUCAAAUGAAAACAGUGAUGAUCCUGUCGUUAGAAAGGCUACUACAUAUUCUAAAUCGAUAGACCAACGGAGGAAUCCAGUAGCACACUCAAAGAGGCCAAUUAAAAAACCCAGAAGUCAAUCCCUUUGUGGAGAAUAUGAAAUUCGCAAGAUGAAGUCACCUUCACGUGGCUUACCUGAUUUGUCUGAUAACAAUUAUGAAUUUAAUGGAAUAAACGAAACUGCUGUACAAUUAAAAACUUGUGAUGAGCAGCAAAGAUUUUCUGUAUCAAAUAAAAACACUGAUGAUCUUGUCGCUAUAAAGGCUAGUGGUUAUACUGAAUCGAUAGAUCAACAGAUGAAACCAUCAACACACUCGAAAUGGUCACAUACAAAAUCUAAAAGUGACACCUCCGGUGAAGAAAAUGGAAUACGAAUGGUGGAGUCACUGAGUCUACCUAUAAUAUCUGAUGAAAGUCAUGACUUUAAUGAAAUAUAUGAACCAAGGUUACAAUCAAAAAUUCGUGAUGAGCAUCCAGGGUUUUCUACAUCAAAUGAAAACACUGAUGACCCUGUCGCUAGAAAGGCUACUACAUAUUCUAAAUCGAUAGAUAAACGGAGGAAACCAGUAGCACACUCAAAGAGGCCAAUUAAAAAACCCAGAAGUCAAUCCCUUUGUGGAGAAUAUGAAAUUCGCAAGAUGAAGUCACCUUUACCUGGCUUACCUGAUUUAUUUGAUAACAAUUAUGGAUUUAAUGGGAUAGACAAAACUGCUGUACAAUUAAAAACUUGUGAUGGACAGCAAAGAUUUUCUGUAUCAAAUAAAAAUACUGAUGAUCCUGUCGUUAUAAAGGCUAGUCGUUAUUCUGAAUUGAUAGAUAAACGGAUGAAAUCACCAACACCGUCGAAAUGGUCACAUACGAAUUCCAAAAGUCCAUCUGUUUGUGGAGAAAAGGAAAUUCGCAAGAUGAAGUCACCUUCACCUGGCUUACCUGAUUUGUCUCAUAACAAUUAUGGACUUAAUGAAAUAUACAAAACUGCUGCAGAAUUAAAAACUUCUCUAUCAAAUAAAAACACCGAUGAUCCUGUCGCUAGAAAGGCCAGUGGUUAUUUUAAAUCGAUAGAUCAACAGAUGAAACCAUCAACACACUCGAAAUGGGCCCAUACAAAAUCUAAAAGUGACACCUCCGGUGAAGAAAAUGGAAUACGAAUGAUGGAGUCACUGAGUCUACCUGUAAUAUCAGAUGAAAGUCAUGACUUUAACGAAAUAUAUGAAACAAGGUUUUCUGUAUCAAAUGAAAACACUGAUGAUCCUGUCGCUAUAAAGGCUAGUGGUUAUUCUGAAUCGAUAGAGCAACAGAUGAAACCAUCAACACACUCCAAAUGGUCACAUACGAAUUCCAAAAGUCCAUCUGUUUGUGGAGAAAAUGAAAUUCGCAAGAUGAAGUCACCUUCACGUGGCUUACCUGAUUUGUCUGAUAACAAUUAUGAAUUUAAUGGAAUAAACGAAACUUCUGUACAAUUAAAAACUUGUGAUGAGCAGCAAAGAUUUUCUGUAUCAAAUAAAAACACUGAUGAUCUUGUCGCUAUAAAGGCUACUGCCUAUUCUGAAUCGAUAGAUCAACGGAUGAUACCAGGAGCGCCAUCAAAGAGGUCAGUUAAAAAACGCAGAAGUCUAUCCGUUUGUGGAGAAAAUGAAAUUCGCAAGAUGAAGUCACCUUCACGUGGCUUACCUGAUUUAUUUGAUAACAAUUAUGGAUUUAAUGGAAGAGACGAAACUGCUGUACAAUUAAAAACUUGUGAUGGACAGCAAAGAUUUUCUGUAUCAAAUAAAAACACUGAUGAUCUUGUCGCUAUAAAGGCUAGUGGUUAUACUGAAUCGAUAGAUCAACAGAUGAAACCAUCAACACACUCGAAAUGGUCACAUACAAAAUCUAAAAGUGACACCUCCGGUGAAGAAAAUAGAAUACAAAUGAUGGAGUCACUGAGUCUACCUGUAAUAUCAGAUGAAAGUCAUGACUUUAAAAAAAUAUAUGAAACAAGGUUUUCUGUAUCAAGUGAAAACCCUGAUGAUCCUGUCGCCAUAAAUGCUAGUGGUUAUUCUGAAUCGAUAGAUCAACGGAAGAAACCAUCUACACACUCGAAAUGGUCACAUACAAAAUCUAAAAGUGACACCUCCGGUGAAGAAAAUGGAAUACGAAUGGUGGAGUCACUGAGUCUACCUGUAAUAUCUGAUGAAAGUCAUGACUUUAAAGAAAUGUAUGAAACAAGGUUUUCUGUAUCAAGUAAAAACCCUGAUGAUCCUGCCGCUAUAAAUGCUAGUGGUUAUUCUGAAUCGAUAGAUCAACAGAUGAAACCAUCAACACACUCCAAAUGGCCACAUACAAAUUCCAAAAGUCAACCUUUUUGUGGAGAAGAGGAAAUUCGCAACAUGAAGUCGCCUCGCUUACCUGAUUUAUUUGAUGUCAGUUAUGACUUUAAUGGAAUAUAUGAGGCUACGGUACAACCAGAAAUUUGUAAUAAGCAUCCAGAAUUUUCUGUAUCAAAUAAAAACACUGAUUACAAGUCUGUAACUAGAAAUGUUAAUGGCUUUUCUGAAUCGAUAAAUCAAUGUACAAAAACAGCAACAUACACAAAAAGUUUUCGUAGAGAAUCCGAAGACCACGCUUCCGGUAGAGAAAAUGAAAUAUGUAAGAUGAAGCCACGUAACCUAUCUGUUGACAGUCAUAGAAAAAAAGAAAUUGGAGUGCAAUUACAAGUUUGUGAUGAACAUCUAGCGUUUCCUAUAUCAAAUAUAAACUUUAAUUAUGAGUCCGUAAAAAAGAAUGCUAAUGCUAUUUCUAUUUUUGAUCCAAUUGAAGAACAGACACAAACUACAGAACAUAUAGAAAGCUUCUCAGAUAUAUCCUCUAUGCUAUCUGAUGCCAGUCAGGUCAUUACUAUAAAAGAAAACAUUGUGAAUCGUACAGAAAUUUUUGAUACACAUCCACAUUCCUUCAGCUUUAAUAAAUCUUACCAAUCAGCCAACCAAACUAUUCCUGAUUUAGGUGAAACGUUUUCUGUAUCAGUUAAUAAAAAUUUAAAUAUCCAGUCUACGAAUACAGGAAUGAGUGGAUCGUCUGAUCAUACUUACUUUAAGGAUUGUAAUAAGAUAAAAAGAGUGCGUGAAACAAAAAUAGUUCAAUCUAAAGCUUGUGGUGAACUUCAAGGGUUCACUAUAUCAACUAUUAAAAAACCAAAUGCAGAGUCUUUAACAACUAAAGAUAUUUCUGCUAAUGAUAAUCAUUUUGGACAUCAUUCAAGUUAUGGUAAUAUCAAGAUAGAUAUGCCAUCGUUUGGUCCCCAAAUUUCUGAUGGAACUUUAGCAAAUAACAUUUCUGGAACAAAUAACAUUUCUGUAACAAGUAACAUUUCUGGAACAAAUAACAUUUCUAGAACAAAUAACAUUUCUGGAACAAAUAACAUUAUUACAGAUACUAAGCCAGUGGCAAAAACUCAACAGCGUAAAAAACGUAAAAGGAAGAUUAAGCUCUCUAAAGACCCGGUAGAAGUAAUUCCACUUGUAUAUAAUAAAAAAAUACAGUCAGCCACUAAUAAACUAGUGGAAAGUCCUAUGAGUGACAGCAAAAAAUUAUCAAAUCUUACCGCAGGUAAAUCUGAAACAUUUAGCAAUAAAGCGUAUGCAGCCAAAUGCGACAUGUCCUAUAAAUGUCCUAUGUUAAAUGAACCUAUAACAAAUUCCCUCAAUAACAACAGAAAGACAAGAACAAAUACUGAAACUGAAGAAGGAAGUACAUUUAAAAUUCCGAAUGUUUUUGGGCCACUGAAAAUUAGAGCUAUAAAAAAUGAAGAAAUUUCCAAGCAAAGUAAUAACAUUGAAAACAUUAAAAAUACUAAAAAAGGUUCCAAUGAAUCAUUAACCAAUUCAACAAGUGAGGAUAGUAAGACUGAUUUUGAGCAAAUUAUUGAUAUAAGUGAUGAUUUUGAUAUAAUGAAGAUUAUAAAUGAACAAAGUACUGAUAAAAUGUCAGAUUCGAUGUAUGAUGACUUCCUUAAUGUGCUGAGCACUGAAUUUUAUACAUCAGAUGAGACGAUAAAAAACGAUCAAUCAAAAAGUGCAGAUAUACAGACCGCUGAUUCAAAUGAAGUGCAAAUAAUGGAAAAAACAUUCGACACUAUAAGCUUUGAAAACAUGGAUAACAUAAUGAAACAUAAUGAAAAUAAUAAUAUUACAGUAAUUGUUCCACAAGAUCAGAUAGUAAAAAGCGAUCAAGUAGCAAAUGAAGAUAUUAAAAUUUCAGUUUCGUAUGAUAUAAAUGAACAUAUGUCCUAUUCUAUAAAUUUUGCUGAUUUAAAUAAUACAAUUUCUACAAAUGCUGAAAAUUGUAAUAGUAAGAACGAUACUUUAAAUGAGCAAUUCGAUAUAAAUAAACUAGAUAUUAUUAGUAAUAUCCAACUAAUAGAACCAACGACUGAACAAUCUCUUGAAAACACAAUUACAGUAUUAAAGACGGAAACGCUGGAAAACAAUUCAAAUAAGAGUGAAGGAUUGGCAAUUUACAUGAGUAAAGUGGUUGAUAAUGAAACGGUUUAUAGUAGAAAAGGUCGAAAAAGAUCACGUUUAAGUGGCAGUACUCCUUCCAUUCCCCAACCAAACGAUGAUUUAAAGCUUGAAACUCUUAAAAAUAUUGUGUCCACAAAAAAAAAACUUUUCAAAAAAAAGCUAUGAAAAGAGGAACUUAAGUUAUAUAUAAUAUAUAUAUAAUUAUGUUAAAUAAUUAUAAGUUAUUUCACUUUUUAAGAAUGUAAAAAUAAAACAUAGACUGUAACCAAUAAAAUACACAUUUAGUCGUGUU
Messenger RNA from Teleopsis dalmanni, 7325 nucleotides. RefSeq lists its product as uncharacterized. The record is from RefSeq and is a predicted model, not a curated record. The transcript has 4 exons. Bases 227 to 7198 code for a protein of 2323 amino acids. NCBI's taxonomy places the organism in Eukaryota, Metazoa, Arthropoda, Insecta, Diptera, Diopsidae.